CUGUGACUCGCGCUCAUUGGUAGCUCAACUGUCAGCAGCCCCAGCAAAUGAGCCACUACAGCCGGAGCAUCGUUCACUCGCGGAUCUUAUAAUGCUCUCACGGUUAAACUUAUUUUGUUUUACUCACAUGCCUUUAUAUUGUCCGUUAAACAGCUAGCGUUUGACUUUAAAGCGCUUUUCGGGGAAACUUUUUUCGUUGUAUACGAACACUGAGGGAAGGAAAACAGCGAAUUGCGAUGGAUGCCUUGAAAUUGAUUUUAUUUGUUUCAACACUGAGCUUCAGGUUUUUCGCUGUUGGUGCUGUUCAGAUGUGUGACGUGGUAAAUGAGAUUGAGCUGGCGAGAGAGAGAUGUGAGAAUAACACAGCAGGAAACGUCACAUCAGGCUGCAAAGGAAUGUGGGAUAACAUAGCCUGCUGGCCAUCGGCCAAAGUUGGAGAACAUGUGGUGAUCCCGUGUCCAAAUUACUUCAGACACUUCUCUGAUCACCAUGAGGGUAACCUCUCGAAGACCUGCACUGCUGAUGGCUGGACUGAGAUGGACCCCAUGACAACCGCUAUGAAUUGUGGGUAUAAUCAUAACGGCACUGGUGAUGAUGACAGUUUCUUUAGAUCAAUAAAGAUCGGCUACACCAUCGGUCACAGUGUUUCUCUCAUUUCUCUCACCAGUGCCAUUGUUAUACUUUGUAUAUUCAGGAAACUGCACUGCACGCGGAAUUACAUCCACAUACACCUGUUCGUGUCCUUCAUCCUGAAAGCCAUUUCUGUGCUUGUCAAAGACGUGGUCUUGUUUGAUGUCAUUCAAGAAUCUGACACCUGCUCUACUGGAUCUGUUGGCUGUAAAGCUGUGAUCGUCUUCUUCCAGUAUUGCAUUAUGGCGAGUUUCUUCUGGCUCCUGGUGGAAGGUCUCUAUCUUCAUGCUUUAUUGGCCGUCUCCUUCUUCUCGGAGAGGAAGUACUUCUGGUGGUACAUUCUGAUCGGUUGGGGAGGUCCAGCGAUUUUCAUUACGGCUUGGAGUUUUGCCAAGGCUUACUUCAACGAUAUGGGAUGCUGGGAUAUAAUUGAGAAUUCUGACCCAUUCUGGUGGAUCAUCAAAACUCCGAUAUUAGCCUCAAUCCUGAUGAACUUCAUCCUGUUCAUCUGUAUCAUUCGCAUACUACGCCAGAAGAUCAACUGUCCCGACAUCGGACGAAAUGAAUCCAAUCAAUAUUCCCGGCUGGCAAAGUCCACGCUGUUGCUGAUUCCGCUUUUUGGGAUAAACUUCAUCAUAUUCGCUUUCAUUCCCGAAAACAUAAAAACCGAGCUGAGGCUGGUCUUUGACCUGAUUCUUGGAUCGUUUCAGGGUUUCGUGGUUGCUGUCCUGUACUGUUUCCUGAAUGGAGAGGUCCAAGGUGAAAUCAAGAGAAAAUGGAGGCGAUGGCACCUCGAAAGGUUUUUGGGUCCUGACACCAAAUACCAGCACCCAUCCAUGGGCAGCAACGGCACCAAUUUCAGCACGCAGAUCUCCAUGUUGACCCGCUGCAGCCCCAAGACUCGACGGACUUCGGCGUGCCAGGAUGAAACGUCCAUCACUAUCUAAAUUACAAGGCAGAAAAAAUGCUGUAUGUUGUCCGUGCGGUAUGUCGUCAUGCCCGAAAUGAGCUUAAGAGGACCAAAGUCAUGAAGAUCAUUCAUUGUGUUGUGGAAGUGUUCACCUUAUCAUUCACUCAGUGUGAACAUUGGCUCAGUGCCAACAAUCUGACACAUGUACAGGCUGUGUUAAUACAUGCUGUCCUGAAAUUAAAUUCACCAUUAACAUAAUUUGAUGAUUGAGAUAUUCGUUUACAAUUGAUACAUGAAACCGGAGAUGUUUUCCUGGAAAGCCGUGAGAUGCAGUUUCACACCGACGGCAUUUAUUGCAGACUUGGCCCUGCGGGGACACGAGUGCAACAGCGUCAUCAAGAAUGACUGAUGAUACGGUGUAAGAAAAAGAGGUUAGCGAUUCUCUUCCUGGAGUGCUCUUUAUGAAACAAUAUUUUUGCUUAUACAGUAAGUUAUUAAAAAAACAACCAAAAGUGGAUUGUUGAAUAUCCAAUAUAUGGAGAUACACUGUAGAGACCAAUUGUGAUGUUUCUAAACAUGUUGUUCAUGUCAUUUUUAAUGAAUUUUCAGACUAGUA
Molecule: messenger RNA, 2156 nt
Organism: Misgurnus anguillicaudatus (oriental weatherfish)
Lineage: Eukaryota; Metazoa; Chordata; Actinopteri; Cypriniformes; Cobitidae
Gene: vipr1b
Product: vasoactive intestinal peptide receptor 1b
Biological process (GO): cell surface receptor signaling pathway; adenylate cyclase-modulating G protein-coupled receptor signaling pathway
Cellular component (GO): plasma membrane
Molecular function (GO): peptide hormone binding; G protein-coupled peptide receptor activity; vasoactive intestinal polypeptide receptor activity
Source: RefSeq, a predicted model, not a curated record